Messenger RNA from Adineta ricciae, 303 nucleotides. The record is from the annotation of a GenBank genome assembly. Lineage: Eukaryota; Metazoa; Rotifera; Eurotatoria; Adinetida; Adinetidae.
AUGCGAAGUUUUGUUUUAAUAAUGGGAACCGAUUUAAAGCGCAAAAUCUAUUUUCGUUGCGGCAAAUUAUCCUCAAUGCAAAAACAGCUGCGUUGUAGUUUCAAGGAUUCAUUUCAAGCGUGUUAUGUUAAAUUAUGGUGCUCGACAUCUACAGAAUUCAAUUUUGAACCACCGAAAGAUGAUUCAUGGCAUCAACUGUAUCAAAGUGGAAUCUUUUCAAGCAUACAAUGUGUCGGUAGUGAAGAAGACAUCUACGUCGAUCAAUUUCUAAGAAUGGUGUCGUAUCAUUUAAUCAUGUUCUAA